This is a messenger RNA of Loa loa (African eye worm), 303 nucleotides long. RefSeq lists its product as hypothetical. Bases 1 to 303 code for a protein of 100 amino acids. Lineage: Eukaryota; Metazoa; Nematoda; Chromadorea; Rhabditida; Onchocercidae. The transcript is spliced from 3 exons. The record is from RefSeq and is a predicted model, not a curated record.
AUGUUCUCGUUCAUAGUUCUUCUGCUUUUCACUUCGCUUGGUUGCUACGGUAUUCUCGAAAUUAAUGGUGAUGAGCUGUUGCUGAAAACAGAUAGCAUUAUGCAUGCUAGACAUGUUCGUGGUACAGACAAAGGGAAUUUGGAAGGACACCACGUGGUGUCACGACGCCCUGCAAGACGAGAACCCCAAGGCUUGUUACAUGAAUCACCCAACCAGCCUGGAAUGCAAACGUGUCCUCAUUUUGCAACUUCUGAGUCCCAUGUACCCGUCUGUGGUGUAGCUAGUCACAUGAAACACUCGUAG